Molecule: messenger RNA, 372 nt
Organism: Macrosiphum euphorbiae (potato aphid)
Lineage: Eukaryota; Metazoa; Arthropoda; Insecta; Hemiptera; Aphididae
Source: the annotation of a GenBank genome assembly
AUGAACGACAAAAAUCAAUUAUUGAUUUUGGAUAAAACAUAUAGAUGUGUUAUUCAUGGAGGUUUGAAGACACCCACAGAUGAAUUUGUAAACAUAUGUACAAUGUGUUUAAAAUACUAUGAAAAAAAUUGGGAGUCUAUAAAAAGUAAAAAAGGAAUAGUAAAAACAUUAAUGCAGUCAAUAUCUUUAUCAGAUAUAAUACCCUCAUUGGACAGCCAUCCGUGCAAAGAACACUAUUUAUACAUUGUUCGCCUACUGUUUGUUACUAAAAUUUUUCAUACAUGUAAGCAAAUUAAUGAACAAUCAACAAUUAAAUCAAUAUCAUCAACAACUAAACCACAUUCCAAGUUAAGAAUUUUAAAUAAUCAAUGA